UUGCAACCCGUACUACGAAACAGAAACUAAGAUAUUUACAACUAAUCCGCGCAGUUUCGAUAUUUCGGGAAAAAUCAAAAUUAGAAUUGAAAUCGCAACAAAAGUUAACUCAUCGUCUGCCUUCGAGCGACGUAGAAGAUGAAUCCUAAACCCAAAGAACUCACUUUUUCUGAACAGUUGGUUGGCCCCGGAGUUUUUCAAGUCCGCAUGAACGUGGAUGGAAAGGACGUAGAUGUGAAGCGAAUUGACGAGAACCGAAAAGGCGACAAUGGACUUUCCGAAAUCGAUAGCCGAAAGAUUUUUGUGGGUGGCCUUCCGGACACGUGUGACGGACCAACGUUGCGAGGUACUUUGUGCUUGUUCUCACCCGCAAACCAGAUGUUGACAUUGGGAAAUCUAUUUGAUGUUUCUUUCACUUCAAAUAAAUAGUUCUUCUUCUUCAGUGUCAAAACCAGUGCGCUGCCUGACCCGUCACGCAGCGAGCGCCUUUGGUCCUCGCUGAACUUUCGGGAUCAUCAGCAUCAUCAUCAUCAUGACCAUACAAUAAUAUCCUUUUGCACUCCAACAAUUCUUUCAGAGUACUUCGUCAAAUUUGACCCGCAAGUGCAGGAAGCACGGGUGCAGACGGAUCCGGUUUCCGGGCGAAGUCGGUGUUUCGGGUACGUGACAUUCUCGGACAAGAACGUCGUGCAGCAAGUCAUCCAGAUGCGGGACCAGCACUACAUUGGCACGAAGUGGAUUGAUAUCAAAUGCAAAAAUAUGUUUGGGUCUGGAAGCGUGGGAACUUGUCAUGCAGAUUUUCCAUGACCUCCGAUGAGGUCAAGGUCUGGAAUGCAGGACCUGGCAUGACAGAAGAUUCUCUGAGAUCUAUAUCAUGCCGGUCCUGCAUGAGAAACUCGCUCUCUACUUGGUCAAAAGUGGACAACUGUUGGCAGUCAUGCAACACACAUUUUUCCAGGGUGUAGGCUUAGCAUCACAAGUUACUGCCUUCCAGAUGACCCAGACAUAUUUGCAAUGCAUAAUCGAUGUGAAGGCGAUCGAACCGAAGGGCGCGGCAGGGGGGAAAGGCAAGGGCGGCAAGGGGUUUGGCAAAGGCGGAAAGGGUGGAGGAAAGCAGAAAGGCGGCAAAAACUACAACCAAUUCGGCGGCAAGCAGCAGGGCUACGGACAGCCACAAUAUGGAGCCCCGCAGCAGGGAUACGGUACUUCUACUUUUGCCCGAUUUUUCGUUGUAGUCCCUCAUCUCUACUUCUCACGCAUAAGUAAAAAUCUCCCCGUACUAGAUGAUGGCUAGCUCUUGUGAUAAGCGGAUAUUUGUUCAGAGACGAAGCGGAUAUUUGUUCAGAGACGAAGACGCCGGAUGCAAUUCACACGGGAAGAUGAUCGCAGCAGGCACGAUCACGAUGGAUGAUCGUCGUUCUUUCACUGGAACAGCCAUGGUCAAUUCGUGCACAGCAUUGUAUCAUUUUUUCAUCUCUGCAGGUGCUCCGCCGGCGCAGAACUACGGUGCGCCCGCAUACCAGCAGCAGGCCUACGGGCAGCCGCCACCGGCGUACCAGCAGCCCGCGUACGGCCAACCACCAGCGUAUGGCGCCCCGCCGGGUGGCUACCAGCAACCGCCGAUGCAGCAACCGUACCAAGGAUCUCCCGGUCAGUACCAACAGCCCGGAGCCGCGCCACCAGCACAAGGUACAUUGUUCAUUCGGACUAUAAAUAAGUAGUUCAUCUUGCUUGUGAUUCUUCAUUCGAAUGCGCGAGGCUUAUCCUGGUAUUCCAAUGAGUCUAUCAGUAUCAUACAAAACCUUACAGGAUAUGCACCGCAAUACGCAGCAGCACCACCCCAAGGCCAGUACUACGACCAGUCGCGUCCGGCUCCCUACUGAUUCAGGAUAUUUGGCGGCAUCUCACUUAGUAGUAGUACGCAAACACCAGCGAUCCAAAACAAAACCUAUUUUUAAUUCUAUGUAACAACACCCACCUGGCGAGCUUUCUAUUUUUCAGCUUUUGAGAACUGUAGUUUUAAUAGAUCAUACUAGCACCCAGAAAUCCAAGAUUUGUGCUAGUCGAGGAUUUUUGCGGGGCUGGUCAGUAAACUCUAUACACGACAAGGAGUUUACUGCUUGUAUUCUUCGACAUGUACCACGCGCGAGAUUAGAUAACCAAAGAAUCUGAGGCCAAGGAACAACAUCUCAAGAACAUAGGCUUUUUGAACACGUAGCGGAACUAAUGGCCCCUGCCAAGAUUGAUCCGUCUUGAUUAUCAGUUUUCGGCACUGAGUUACAACUUUGUCGUCUCUCUGGUGCACUCAGAUAGGCGUACCGUUUACAAAAAUUUCAACCUCCACAUUUGGAAUUGGAAGCUCAUGCCGUUCGCAGCAGCACAGCAUAACGUCGAAAAUUGCACGACAGAUCACAGACGGUAGAAAGAGGCUUUUUCUCCGAUUUUCGUCUUCGUGGAGCGGAAAUUAGCACGGUGCAUUGAUGCAUGCAUUGCUUUUGCUACGGUUGUAUAUUGACGGAUGACACACCAAAGAGAAAGAUGCAGUAUGCGCAACGAAGGAUUUGACGACCACGCCACUUUUGUAUGCUGUACUUGUAUUUCCACUUUCCCUAACAGAAUUGUCAUUCCCUUUCCUCGCGCAUAGCGACGGAAGAAUUUUAUAUGCGAAUUUCUUGUCGUUUCACCCAAAAUCAAAAAUAGAAGACCAAAAAGUAGAUCGGAUACUGAGGUUUCGG
Molecule: messenger RNA, 2735 nt
Organism: Amoebophrya sp. A120
Lineage: Eukaryota; Dinophyceae; Syndiniales; Amoebophryaceae
Source: the annotation of a GenBank genome assembly